Molecule: messenger RNA, 4096 nt
Organism: Mauremys mutica (yellowpond turtle)
Lineage: Eukaryota; Metazoa; Chordata; Testudines; Geoemydidae
Gene: AUNIP
Product: aurora kinase A and ninein interacting protein
Exons: 4
Coding region: 2728-3903 (391 amino acids)
Biological process (GO): spindle organization
Cellular component (GO): spindle pole; centrosome
Source: RefSeq, a predicted model, not a curated record
UCAUCCAGCCUGUUCUUGAACAUCUGCAGUGAUGGGGAGUCCCCCACCUCCCUUAGCAUCUGUCCUGGGAGUUCGAGAGCCUUCCCACCAGCUCACCUGGAUCUCCCUUGCUGCUGGGCAAGUCUGUUACUCCUUGUCCUACCUUCACAGGGUGCGGAGAGCAAUCGGUCUCUAUAAGGGCCCUUCCCAGAUGUGACGGCUGCUAUCCUGUCCCUCCUCAGGCUGAAGCCUAAAUGUGCCCAGUUUUUUUUUAAACCUUUCCUCAUAGGUCAUGUUUCUAAACCUUUUAUUGUGUGUGUUGUGCUCCUCUGGACUCACUUCAGUUUGUCCCCAUCUUUCCUAUGGUGCAGUUCCCAGACUUGGGUCCAGUACUCUAGCGCCGCAUAGAGUGGGACAGUUACUGCCUAUGUCUUCCACGUAACCUCCGGCCUCCCUUUCAGCAGUACUGUGACCCUGGUCACUUAUUGCCCCUUUUGUAAUUGGACAUUUGAUUUUUCCUUUCUACAUAAAAUACAUUGCACUUAUCUAUUGAAUUUCAUCUUGUUGAAUUCAAUCACUUCUCCACUUUGUCAAGGUCCUUUUGAAUUCUAAUCCUGUCCUCCAAAGUACUUGCAACAUCUCCCAACUUGAUGUCAUCUGCAGCAUUUAUAAGCAUGCUCUCUACUCAAUUUUCCAAGUUGUUAAUGAAAACCUUGAAUAUUACUAGACCCAGGACUGACCCCUGAGGGAUCUCAUGAGAUUCGUCCUCCCCGUUUGACAGUGAACCAUUGAAAACCAUGGUGCACGUGGUCUUUCAACCAGUUGUGCACCCACCUUAUAGUAAUUACAUAUAGACUGCAUUUCCCUAGUUUGCUUAUCAAAAUGUCAUGUGAGAUGGUGUCAAAAACCUUAUUAAAAUCAAGAUACUUCUCCUCUAAAGCUUCCCCCCAUCCACUAGGCUAGUAAACCUGUCAAAGAAGGUAAUUAGGUUGGUUUGGCAUUUUUUCCUGACAAAGCCAUGCUGGCUAGUCCUUAUAACUGUUAUCCUCUAGGUACUUACAAAUUGAUUGUUUUGCCCUUCUUCAGUCUUCUGGGACCUUAACUAUCCUCCAUGAGUUCUCAAAGAUAACUGCUAACGGUUCUGAGAUUGCUUCAUCUAGUUUCUUAAGAACCAUAGGAUGAAUUUCAGCAGGCCCUGUCGACUUGAAUACAUAUGACUUUAUAUAAUAUUCUUAAACCUGUUCUUUCCCUAUUUUGGCUUAUGGUCCUUCCCCCUUGUUGUUAAUAUUAAUUGUGUUGAGUAUCUGCUCACCCUUAACCUUUCCAGUGAAGACUGAAGCAAAAUAGGCAUUAAAACAUUUCAGCUUUCUUGAUGUCAUCAGUUAUUUGCUCUCUUUUCCCACUAAGUUGAGGACCUACACUUUCCUUCAGCUUUCUCGUGCUCCUAAUAUAUUUCCCCUGGCACAUGUAACUCCUUUUGUGCCUUCCCCUUUCUGAUUUUGUCCCUACAUGCUUGUGCUAUUUUUUCAUACUCCACCGUGGCAAUUUGUCCAUGUUCCACUUUUUGUAGGAUUCCUUUUUGAUUUUCAGGUCAUUAAAAAGCUGUGGAUGGAGCUUUAUUGGCCUUCCUAUGCCCCUUUCUCUCACAUUGCCCUGGGCCAUAGCCCCUUGUCUCACCUCCCUGCAGAUCAGCUAUUGACCAUUCACGCUGGCCCUGUUAAAACACAACAGUGCAUGCAGCACAAGUACAGACAUGCAGCUUCUGUGCUACUUCACAAGGUAUGGAGUGUGACUGCAGCUUGAGCAGACAUACCUGAACUAGGUAGUUUGGGUCCUGGAACAGUGAAGCAAAAGCAGUAUGGUUUUGCUGCUCUGGGACCUGAGCUAGCUUGAUGAAAGCUAGCUUGGGUACAUCCCAGUUAUUGCAAUAUAUACAUACCCACCAUGUGGCCAUUCUCACUCAAGCUAGGCUAACUCCUGUGUAGAGAACGCCUAUUAAUUCUGCAGUGAAGCCAUAGCCUCAAGUGUUUCCAGCAAUUAUAAAUCCAGCUGUGCUAAGAACUGUGUGAAAGAGAAGCAGCAAGAGUUUUUACAAGCAGCCAGUUACAAAGCACAUCAUCAUCAUAAUUAUUAUUUGGCACUUACACAGUAGAUCUCAAAGGGCUUUCCAAGCAGUUACCAACUUAUCCCUUGGUAAAUGAGAUGCACAGGAUGAAAUAACUUGCCCAAUGUCUCACAGUGAGUCAGUUUCAUAUCCCUGUUGCCCACUCUCCCACUACUGCACUGGAAAUUGUUCCUGUCCUCGCACAGAGUAUAUACAAGGACACUGCUGGUGAUGCUCUAGCUGCCUUCUUAUUUCAGGCUGCAGCGGGUCCCUCAUUAUUUGUAUACAGAAAAAGGAUCAGCCAUGAAAUGUGUAAGAAAAAGAAGCACUGCUGAGCAGUCCGAGACUUGUGGCAUCUGGCUGGACACUGCAAAGUUAAAGAAGCGCAAAAUACAGGAGAUUACAAUCCAAGUUAGAGGGCUGACAUGAGGAGAUAUAGCAUGGGAACAAGAGAGAUUGGCAGAGGGAGAAGCCAAGAGCAUUUUUACCUCUUCCCCCACCACCACCACCUUUUCUUUUUUAAAUGAGCCAUUGAAUUGUCUCAGAUGUGCAAGUGGGGAGUAUCCUAACAGAGACUAGCAGUGCAAAGAAACAAGGAAGGAUUUAAAGGUGAAGAGACUCUUGUAUCCAAGCCAACUUCAAACAUGCCAAAUCCACUUCUUGAGAGGAACUAUAAUAGUCACAUUUCAGUUAAUUUUACUCAGACAAGACUUUCCCAGCCAUACACCAGGCAAACUACCAUCUCUUCGUUCUUCAGCAUUCAACCAACAGAUGAAAAGGAUGAUGAAGAAAACUUAAAGACAUAUCCCCUUAUGUCAAAUAAAGGAAAGGACUCGGAUUUCUUGGCUGCCUCCUCUAUGAAGAACUCUGAGGCUGCUAAGUUAGAGGAAGCCCAGGCACCAAUCUUGAGCCCUCAGGAGGACAACAUUCAGGAGUGUAGCCAGCCACCUGUACAAAACACACAAGGCUUGAACAUUCCCCUGCUGAACUAUACCUUCCCACAAGCACAGUCUAACAGCAGGAGUAAGUGCACAGCCCUUGCAAGGACCUCGGCUGAUGAGACAGAAGACUCUCUCUCCAUAAACUUCACCCAGGAUUCAGAGGGAAAUAGGGUUCUAGCUCACAGGAAUUCAGCUGACUCAUUCACUGGAAGAAUUUCUGUAGCAAAUGAGAGAAUUUCAAGGAAGAGAGAGAGUUACUGUAUAGGUGAGAAAGAGGGCCAUUUGUGCCACGAGAGGGGGAGAACUAGAGUGGGUCUCAAACCUAAACACCUGAUGAAGCAAGGUAGGAGGAGAUGCAAAAACCUGCCCCCUCGUGGAAUUUCUUUUAUGGAUUUCUUAGAGCUUGAGAAUGUAUGUCCUGCUCCCAAGGGUAAUGAAGGCCAGCAGACCAAUUGUCCUCUAUCCCAGGGGCAAACAACUAAAGAAGAGCUUUUGAGAGACAGUAGUCAAAAUUUUGCUGGCUUUUGGACAAGAAACUGUCACAAUAUGGCUGGUUCAGCAGAAGAGCAGGGGGCCAGUAACAGUAGUCCUACCACACAGUUGUUUACCCAGGAUUCAGAGGGAUACAGAGUCAUUUCUCACCAGCACUUCUAUGAGAGCGUCAGAUCGCCUUUGCAGAAAAAGUAUCUACAGGACAAAACCAACUUUGUCCAUAGAGUGCCUAGCCCACCCGCUGUAGGCUGCUUUAAGGUUUAUUCUUCAGGGGUACGGGACAGAACUCCUUUAGCUACUACAGCCGUGAAUUUAAGUGAGCCUGAGUCAUCCUAUGAUUUGUUAUUCACUGAGGAUUCAGAAGGAAAUAGAAUGAUCAAACACUGAUUCAGUAGUAGUUUUCUUCCUGAGUAAAGAAGAUGCUGAAAAAUUGACACUUUUUAGAUGUACAUGAAAAUUCCUCUAAAGCCUGCACAGUGCCUCACUUUCUUUAAGAAAGAUACAGGGAAUAUGUAAGUGUAAACACUGCAUAUACAGCCUUUGGCUAUGAGUGGUAUAGACCCAAACCCACAGGCUACUU